Molecule: messenger RNA, 1086 nt
Organism: Sordaria macrospora k-hell
Lineage: Eukaryota; Fungi; Ascomycota; Sordariomycetes; Sordariales; Sordariaceae
Molecular function (GO): catalytic activity
Source: RefSeq, a predicted model, not a curated record
AUGGCGUCCCCAACAAUAAUCAAACUAGCAGCCGUCCACUCUGCCCCCAUCUACAUGUCCAAAUCCGCCACCCUUGCCAAAGCCAUCAACCUGAUCCACGCCGCCGCCCGCGACGGCGUCUCCCUCCUCGUAUUUCCCGAGACCUACGUCCCCGGCUACCCUUACUUCAUCGAGUGCUAUCCACCGCUGAAACAAGUCGGUGCUCUAGCCAAGUACGCCGAGGAAUCUGUCGUCGUCGACGAGGAUCUGGAUGGGGUAGUGGAAGCCUGUAAACAGACGGGUGUUUCGGUGGUGCUGGGAGUGUCGGAGCGAAUGAAGGGUGGCUAUACGUGUUUCAACUCGCAGGUUUUUGUCGCCGGCGGAAGGGGAGGAGGGGUGGUAGGAACGCAUAGGAAGUUGCAGCCUACGUAUGUGGAACGGAUUGUGUGGGCGCAGGGGGACGGGUCAACGCUUAAGACUUGGAAGGGGAUGUUUGGAUCUGGAUCUGGAUCCGAAGCGGAAGGUUCCGAAGGUGAGAAGGGGAAAUGGAAUGUGGGUGGGUUGGCGUGCUGGGAACACACCAUGCUCCUCGCCCGGCAAGCCCUGAUCACCCAGCAGGAACACGUACACGCGGCUGCAUGGCCGGCGCUGUCGACCAUGGUCGGGUUCGAAGGGUCGGCGGACAGCCAGAUCGAGGCGCUGAUGAAGUGCCAUGCGCUGACGGCACAGUGCUUUGUGGUGUCGGCUAGCAACUAUGUGGAUGAGACGUGUCUGGAGUGGAUGAGGGAGAAUAUCGGGGAGCAAGAAUUUGUCAAGAGAGGAGGAGGGUGGUCGGCGGUUAUUCACCCGUUUUGUAAUGUGUUGGCGGGACCGGUUACGGGCGAGAAGGAGGAGCUGGUCACGGCGGAGGUGGACUUGAAGGAUCUGGGCAUGGUUAAGGUUUGGGUGGAUGCGGACGGGCAUUAUAGUCGGCCGGAGGUCUUGCCGUUUGGGUGGAAUAAGGAGGCGUAUUGGAGAGAUGGGAAGGUGGCGGGAGAGGCUGGGAAGGGACAGUCUCAGUCGAGGGAGUCUGAAGGAAAGGCGGGAGAGGGUGCCAAGAAGGCGUAA